AUGAGCAGUGGCUAUGAUGAACUACCACUUGGAGUGGACAGCGGUCAAUUCUAUGCCAUCCAUGUGAUCUCUCUUGUGGCUAUGGGUGCAAGCUUCACAUGUGCCACGAUUAUUAUGGGACUUUCCAUAAGGCAACAAAACACUAAGAAGUUCUACGACCGGUCUAAAACUGAGCGACUGAUAGUUUAUGCUGCUGCUUGUGACGCUACGUUCAACGUCAUCCAUUCCACUGAACACAUUCAAAUGUUGAUAACGAAAAACUUCGUUUUACCAAAAGAACUUUGCAAAUUCCAUGGCAUUAUGACACUCGAACUUGGAUUCGCUCAAGUCUUUCUCGUUUUGAUCGUCGCUGUUAACAUAUUCUGCAUGAUGUUUUUGCAUAAAGAUAUUUCAUUUGGAAGAUAUGACUGGAGGUUAAUUAGCUCUGUUAUUCUCGGUCCUUUCCUAAUUGGUAUCAGUUCCUUGGCAGCCGACAAAAUUGGUCCAAACGGGGCUUUUUGUUUCUUCGACAGCGUAACAGCUAGACAUUUAAAUCUCUACCUGACGACGAUACCAAUAUGUCUGGUUCUGGUCAACAAUGCUAUUUUGUAUGGACUCUCAUGGUACAGGAUAAGAACGGAAACAAGACGCCUCGCUCGAACGUUAGGUGGUGCGUCCUUAGCAACAAAACGGACACAUAUUGCUGCUAAAAACAUGUUUUUGUUUCUCAUUUCUUACUUUGUUCAGUGGUGGGCUUUGUCAGUGUACGGUGUAUGGACAGCAUUUGGCGAAGGCCCUAUUUUACUCUAUAUAGUAAAUAUUUUCUUUUCAAACACUGGAGGAGUUUGGAAUGGAAUAGUUUAUGUCAUUAUUCGCAGACGUCGGAGAUUGGUUGAUUCACAGCAAAAUAUGAACAAAAAUAAUCAGGUUGCUGCAGAAAGGAACAAAACCGGUUUUUAA
Molecule: messenger RNA, 939 nt
Organism: Ylistrum balloti
Lineage: Eukaryota; Metazoa; Mollusca; Bivalvia; Pectinida; Pectinidae
Exons: 2
Coding region: 1-939 (312 amino acids)
Biological process (GO): adenylate cyclase-activating G protein-coupled receptor signaling pathway
Cellular component (GO): plasma membrane
Molecular function (GO): G protein-coupled receptor activity
Source: RefSeq, a predicted model, not a curated record